GGGAUGAUUAUGCCUGUCAUUUAAGCAUGGUAUGCAAUAUGCAAGGCGACAACCGUCAUUCACGUUGAUAGCGAAGGAAGAAGAGCUCUGUCAAACGAACGGAGAUAUGUCAGUUCUUAGUGCAUGUGUUGUUAAUGUAGAAAAGGUUACCAACUCAUAGUAUGGCAAGGGAUUUAAUACGGUAAGUUAGUGUCUUGCGACGUGGGGAAGCGAAGAAUGGAAGCGACUUCGUGAAAAACAGAAUGCAUCUACUACGCAUGAUUUAUACAGAUUGCCUGAUUAAAGCCAGGAGUUCAAGGGCUAUAUCGCGAGACCGUUGCUUGGAGUACAUAAGCUAACGACUUCCAUCGCCAAACUCUAACUUCUUUGGGAAGGCCCACAAGAAAGGCAUAUCGGUCUACGGUCUCUGAUUUUCACGCUGGCAACGCAAAUGAAAGACCACAAAAGAGUCUUGCCAAAUAUGCGCCUUCGAAGGAUUGCUGCUUGGUAGAACUUUGCUAUAUUGUUAUAGUUGUUUCAUCUGGAGGCAUGACGGAUGACGGGAUUGCCGAGGCCAGAGGAGGCAUUGCGGAAACAGCUUCGCAAAAAGCGCCAGCAUUUCAUGACGGCGCUUACAAAAGGAAUGCCACCUUUACAGAGAUGACGGCUUGGCUGCUGGCUUCCCCAGACUCUCGCACGCCCGAGCAGGUGGCAGCAAUUGCGGGACUUCUCGCUCACAUCCCCAAGCUGCGUGAUGCUGGCGAGGGUGCGCUCUCAGCUCUGGCCCGGCAGGGCUCUGCCGUGCAGGUUUCCCGGGGCGAGGUGCUGCACCGGCAGGGCGACGCGCCCGACUGCGUACACCUGGUGCUGGACGGCGCCGUGUGCCUCACCGACUCGCCCUACUACCACGGCCACCACACCCACGGUCAUGGUCACGGUCAUGGUCACGGGCACAGUCACCUCAGCCACAGCCACAGCCACGGGGCACACCUGAGUCAGGGGCAUGGCUCAAAGUCGCUGGCGCACUACAUGAGCAAUGCCUCGGCGAGCGCGGCCGCAGCGGCGGCGGUGGCGGCGGCGCAGCGGCGGCGGUCCAGCGGCGGCUUCAGCGGGGGCUAUGGGGGCGGGACGGACCCGCGAGAAGAGGAGUCCCAGCUGCAGCGUUGCGGCCCGGGGGACAUGGUGGGCGAUGAGGAGCUGCUGGCAGCCACCCGCUGGCCGUGCAGGGUUCAGGUGAUCUCCCACCGGGCGGUGCUGCUGGUGCUGGGGCGCUCGCUCUUCCACGAAACCAUAGGGCCCUGUGUACGAGCAGCCUUCACGAGAAAGGUCGCCUUCCUGGCCUCCCUGCCGGGCCUGGGGAAGCUGCCCCGGCAGGUGCUAGAGAAGCUGGCACCCCUGUGCGUCCAAGUGGUGGCGGGUCCCAAGGAGCUGCUGUGCCGCCAGGGGGACCCCGCGGAUUGCAUGUGGGCGGUGCUGAGCGGCAGGUGCCACAUCCUGAUAGACCCGCAGUGGCGUCCCUCCAGCAACCGCCUACCUGAAACCGACAUUCGCAGGACCAACCAGUAUCGGGACCGCGGACCUCCCCUCUCACACCUCUCGGUCUCCUCCGCCCAGUGCGGCCAGCUGGUGGAGGAGCUGUGUGUGUUUGGAGCGCUGCGCCGCCGUACUGCCACCGUGAGGGCUGCCACCGAUGUGACCGCCUACCGAGUCAAGCGGGUGCACUUCCUCAAGCUGUGCCCGCCAGCGCAGCUGGAGGAGCUACGAGCCAGUGCGGAGACCAAGCUGGUGUUGCUUGAAAAGGCAAUGCGCGAGGAGCGGGGGGAGGCCUCACGAUUCAACCGGGUGCUUCGAGGUCACAGCCUGCGGGAGCUGCACCCGCCCUACCGCGCCCAGCACCUGCGGGACGCCACCUCGCAACCCUCAUCCAGCACCCCAACCACCCCAGCCGCCUCCAUGUCCCGCUCGGUAAACAGCCCCACCACCAGCCCCCGUCUGCCGCACUGCUCCGCCCCCAGCGCUGACGACAACCUGGCUGCGGAUGCCGAUGCGGAUCGGUCGUACCGCUAUAGCGACGCCGGCAGCAGCAACGGCGGUGAUGACGAGGACGAGGUCCGGGAUGCUCCUGACGCAGGUGGCGGCGGCGGCAGUGGCGGCGGUGGCGGCAUGGUGCUGGAUCUAGAUGCGGAUCCAGCGCACUCUGCGUGGGGCGCGAUCAGCAGCAACGCCGUCGCAUGGUUGCGGACUCCCCACCAGCUGCCGCCGUCAACGCCAACGUCAGCAGCGGCGGCGUACCCUGCAACAACGGCCGCGGCCGCUGUGGCCGCCGCCGCCGCCGCGGCGGCUGCAGCCGCAUCCCAGCGUCUUGAAGCAGCGUUACGUGACGGCGCCGCCGUCGGCUGCCGUACCAGGGCCGGCGCGCAGCAGAGUACGGCAACGCAUGUUCGAAGAGACAGCGGCGCGUCGGCGCUUUCAGGCGGCAGCAGCAGCAUCGGCAGCGGACCUCCGGCCGCAGCGGGUCCGUACAUACACAGUAGUAGCGGCGGCAGACAAGGCUACGGACGGCAGGAGGCAGCGGCGGCGCCUGCAGCCGAGUUGCCAGCACCGACGACGGUGGCAGCGCUUCCAUUCGGCUGGGGGUACUCGUUCCUGCAUCCGCCAGCCGGCGGUGGCGGCACCGGCAGCGGUGGUGGGGGCGGCGGUAGUGGAGGUGGAUGUGCGUCUACCACGGUGUUUUUAACCGCGACGGAUGUUGGUUCCUCUUCUACCGCCGCCGUUGCCAGUACCCCCGAACUGCCUGCCUCCACAUCGUCGACUCGGUCCGGUGCAUCCGGCACUGCUGUCAUCUUCAGGUCAGCUCCUCUACCUACGAUGCCCGCAGCCGCCGGCGGAGGUGCCAGCGGCCCCGGAGAGGAAGUGGACUUCGAGGAAGAGACCGACAGCAGCUCUAGCGACAUCUCCAGAAUUUCAAGCUUUGACACGUGUGGCGAUGAAGACGGUACGACAACGGCUUUGCCGUACCAGCAAAACGGCAGUGGCGGCGGUACAGCAGGAUACAGCAAUCCUGGAACCGGCGACGGCUGUGAGGUGAGCGCUGAACACCAUUGCAAGACGAAGAAGAAACGCAGGAAAGGUAGGACCGACAAUACUGCCGGCGGCGGCGGCAACGGCAGUAAGCUUGGCGGUGACGGCGGUCGUACGGCAAACAUAACGUUGACGGCAGCAGCGGAUACGGCAGCAUCAAGAGGGCAAAUGCCCUUGCCGGCGUCCCGACGCCAGCCAAUGCCCUUGCUGGAUUGCUCCUGGAACUUCGGGCCAUGCAGCCUCAUCCACCUUCGAGACGGGGCCCUCAACUACUCGCCCGUCUCCAGGUCGGUCUUCCAGAUGGCAGCAUCUACACCUUUGUCGUACAACACCACUGAUGGCGCCAUCACUGCGACCACUACCGGCGCCGCCGCCACGGAACCUUCUGCUGCUGCUGAUGGUUACGCUGAGGCUGACGUGUACCCCGCCGAUGGUGACGACGACGUUGAGAUAUACACUGACAGAGGCGAGGAGGACGCGGACGGAGGCCAUAUCCUGGACGGCAUUCACGACACCGCGGAGUACGUUGUCGUUCCCCGGCUGUCGUUGAAUAACGUCGGCCGCGAGAGCUUUGGUUCCGUCCAUAAUAACCGGCAUAACGUGAUUCCCGUUGCCACCAGCACCGGCGAUGGUGACUUCGACAUCAGUGCCGGCGGCGACGCGGAUGUGGUGAUUCCCGUGGACGCUGAAGCCAUCCUCGCCGACGCGGACCCGCCCCUCACAUCCUCACUCAGCUCCAGACGCCGGAUGUCCUCCACACAUGACGGCGUCUACCAGCGCCCGAGCCUCAGAGCCGUCCCCGACCCGGCUGAUGACGGCCGGGGGUUACUGUCCUCCGCCGGGUACGACAACGCAGCCUUCCCCGGCAACCGCUGCAGCAGCCCCGGGGGAUCCCCUCCUGCCCCCUGGAACACCACCGGAGACGGAGAUCAACAGGUGUUUGGAUCUGCCGCUGCUGAUGCAGCAAUUGGCGUCAUCGGACGUAGCAGUACGAGCAAUGGCUUGGGUGGAGGUGGUAGCGGCUUGGGUGCGGGUGGUGGCGGCGCCGGUGGCAGUAGCGCCUUUCUACUGGGGUCCGAAGUGAAACGCAGCGCGGGUGCGGGUGUGAGUCGCGGGGGGGUGGUUAAGGGGAUGACGCAGCAAACCCGACAGUCCAUGUCGCCCGGAGCAAGGGCGCGGAUCGCGGCGGCGGCGGCGAAUGCCGUUCGUGAGCGACGAGGGCCGCGUCACGCGCGCACCCCGGAUGCGGUUGCAGCGGCUGCGGCUGCCGCUGCGGCCCCGCCUGCUGAGAUCCGCCGCAACGCUGGACUCUUGAAGAUCGGUCGUGCCCCAUCUGCAGUCCGCUACAGCCCCCGUGCGGAGGCCGCAGCCAUGGAGGCAGCGGCGGCGGCUGCUGCGGCCGCCGCCGCCGCCGGCAUGGGCAUGGGCAGCCUCAUGCUGCUGUCCGCAGCAGCGGCGCGGCAGCUGCAGGCAAACGCGGAAGCCGACGCAGCGGCGGCGGCGGCGGCAGCUGGCGGGGAGCAACCGGGCUACCGCGGCAACGGCACUGGUCAGAGGGUUGAGGGCCCGGCUGCUGAGAGCCUGCCCCCGUCUAGGGAGGUGUCCCCACGGCCACUCUCGCCCAAGACGCCUGGUCAAGUGUCGUCGGCUGCGAAUAUGGAUGGUGAGCCACGCGGAGAGGCGGAAAGUGCACCUGUCAGUGGCGGCGGCGGCAGCGGCCUCGGAGACGGCGGUUCAAGACUCACCAACGCCUCUUACGAAGGUGCCGAGAUGACAUCGGAAGCGUCACCGGCAAUAACCGCUCCGCCGUCACCACUGGUUGUAGCGCCUCCAUCGCCGACUGUAGCAGCUGCCGCGCCGCCGCCACCGCACUCACCGCGACGUGGCGGCGCCGCCAGUCCCUCGCUGCAGCCGCGAUCCGGCGCCGCAACACCCCCGCCGGGGGUCCCGCCCAUGCACCCGCCGGCUCCCCUGCCCGCCCUACUGCUCUCCAACAACGACUCCUUCAUAAACCCCUACAAGCCCCGCCACCUGGAUGCACUCCAAGGCAUCGGCGGCAGCAGUACCGGUCUGCCAUUGAUGACGUCGGCGGCGGCGGCCGCGAUUGCGAGUACGACAUACCUGCCAUCGCCUGCCGCGGCGGCAGGAUCAGCGGCGGCAUCGGCGAUUGCGGGGGUUGCCGUACGACAAUCUCAUGAGCGCCGGGGCGGCGGCGGUCUGACAUCGCCGUCAUCCGGCGCAUCAUCCAGUCAGAGCUGUAACAUUGCCGUCGUGGGCGCUCCGUUGGUUCCUCACCAGCGCGCGGUCCAUCUGAGCGCGUUGCAUGCCUCGGCGGCGUCUCAGUCCUCGAACGUCGCGGCAGCAGCGGCGGCGACUGUGCCAUCACCCAUGACCGCGAUGACAUCCACCGCAGAAAUAUCAACUUCACUAGCUGCCGCAGAGCUCAGCAGGAACACUUUGGCUGCGGGUACGGCGGCCCUGGAGGCUGACGGCGGCGCACUUGCAUGGGACGAAGGGCCCACAACAGAUGCCAUCGCCAGUGUGAUCUUCACAGCCGGCGGCCCCCUUCCUACCGUGGCCGAGUGCGCUACAGACGACGACGGCAGCUCCCGGGCCCCCAGUGGCCUCGGAGAGGGCUCCCAACCCUCACCCGCCAACUGCCCCGCCUCUCCUGCCGUACCCGCCGCCUCCGUUGCGUCCUCGUUGAGCUCCCCUAAGACCGCUACUGCUGCUGCCGCGGCGGCGGCCGCCACUACUGCAGCAGUAGACGGAGGUGCAUCUACUGCACGCACCAGUAAUGGAGGCGACGGCUGCCAGCCACCAACCCCCACUCGACCUCAACCGGGGAACAGUCAGCCGCUAAAGCAGACUCCACAUCAGAAACCGUUGCUGCCCUCGCAGCAUCAAAACCAGCAGCCUCAACCGCACACUCAACAGCAUCGGCAGCACUCAAGAGACCCACGGGACGCUCAGAAGGACCCGCAGCAGCAGCAGGGGGAGCAGCAAUGGUGGGGUCGCGGGGAAUGGACCACUCCGCCGCUCCUCAACACAUGGACUGUCGUACCCUUAAACUCCGCCUCCGCCGCCGCGGCGAUGGCGGCAGCAACCGCUGACGGAGCGACGGGAGUCGGUUUUGGCGCCGGGGGCAUUGGCAGCGGCGGCGGCAGCCAUGCCGCUAACGGUGCCAUUGUCGGCGGCGGCGGUGGCGGCGGCAGCUACACGCCACAUGGCGGUGGCAUUGGCGGUGGCGGUGGCGCCCCCACAGGCCCCAUUACCUUCUCCCACUCCCGCGUCUUCUGGGGCGGUCCCCACUCUCCCAACACGGCGGGCGGAGGGCAUGCCGCCACUCACCUGCCACUCCUCAACACUGCUGGGAACGGCACUGGGAAUGGCAACGGCGGCGGUGGCGGUGGUGGUGGAGCGGCCGCGGCAGGUGGGGCUGGCGGUGGUACAAGUCGGGGGCCUUAUGGCGGGUCUCCGCGACGCGCGCCGCAUUCGGCGCGAACGGCGGCGGAUGCCUACGUCGCCGACUCGCUCGCGGCGAACCGAGUCGUCAUGGCGGCGGCGGCGGCGUCGCUGUCGGCGGCGAGCGCUCGACCCGGUUCGCCGACGAAUGCGGUGACAGCUGCUGCGGCGGUGGCGGCGGCGGCUCGCAAUGGCUUAGGCAGCGCCGGCGGCGGUGGGGGCGGUGGCAGCGGCGCCAGCGGCGGCAGCAGUGGUACGUCGGCAGCGAGCAUUACGGCGAACGCGCUCGCGUCAUUGCUCGCUAAAAGCAACGGCCGUACGAGUUUGCCAUCUACUGUACGGCAACCGACGGUUAUAGUUAAAGGUGGAUUUGUGUACAAGGUCGCCCCGGGCUCACGCCGUGGCCUGGAGCAUGGCUCGUUUACGAAUAACGGUAAUGGCAGUUACCUCGGAAAUCAGCACGUUGGUUAAUAACUACUUUUGUUAGCAUCCACACGUGUCAAAAUGCCGUUGAACUGUCUGUUAGCACCGUUAUGUCGUUUACAUAAGAACUUAGAGCAGGCAUGUUGUUGGCGUGGCUGUCGUUGGAUUGGUGUCAGUUGUGUGUUUGUUGACUAAAGUUUGACCAUUAGGGCAGGCAACAUUCAUCGAUUGUCAUGCAGCAGCGACCAUUUGUGUGCGAACGCGCUUACUAAUACUGAGCGUCGUACGACAUAUAUAUGUACGACGCUGGAUUGAUUUAUCGAAGGAUUUACGGACGGCCUACUGUUGGGCCAAAACACACGUCCGUACUAGCACACCCCAUCAUCAUCUGCAGUUGACUCCUAGAUAUCAUUCUUACCCUAGCUAUCACCCAUCCAACAAACCCACGUCUACCGUAGUUAGCGAUCGAAGAUGCAGUAUUAGUGCAGGUUGCGGGCCUGAAGGUGGUGGAAGAGUGGCCAAUUUUGUCGUGAGCUUUUAGAGGAGCUUCAAAGUGCUCCAGCCUCUUGUCUUGGGGCCCCUUUCAUGUGUGAUGGUGGGUUCGUUGCAUGCAGCUGGCCACUAGCUUGCUGCAGAGGGGCGUGUGUUCAUAGGAAGCUGUGUAGUCCAGUGCACAUAGUAGUAUGUGGGUCCUGGCGGCCACCAUAGCGUGUCGAUAUGCGAUCCCGCUUCGUGACGGCAUGCAUGACGGUACGACAGCGGAUCGGGGGCUCCGAGCCCGCCUAUCUGAAGAACACGGGGGGAAGAGCACACGGGUUAUCGUGUGCAUGCAGGGGAGCUUUAGUGAUGCGGAUGGGGGUGGGGAAGAGGCGCGGGUUGGCAUGGAUGGCACAGUCUGGAUGCCUCCACUGCUGGUUUGGCUGUUGGGGCGUGCUGGGGACCUAUCUACCGGUAUGUGUGUGUGGUUGCUGGCUUGGUGCGUGGACCCCUUAAUGAAGGCUGAAGCUGCAUGCAGGUAUUGCGUUGUUGUUGCUUUCCGUUGUUUUCGAUGUUCGUAGCUUCAUGCUGGAUGGCCCUUACUAGGUGCUCUCAUCAGUUGCGGGUAUGCGGUGCCCCGCCUUGCAGGUGUGCCCGCCACCCCUUGCUUAGCAGCGGAAUAACGAAUGAUACUGGACUGGCCUGCUGGCCCGCUGGCGACUGCCGUUCCUAAAAAAUAUAAUAAGCGACAGAAAAAAUAUAACAAAAGAGCUGCCUA
Astrephomene gubernaculifera is the source of this 8203-nucleotide messenger RNA. NCBI's taxonomy places the organism in Eukaryota, Viridiplantae, Chlorophyta, Chlorophyceae, Chlamydomonadales, Astrephomenaceae. The record is from the annotation of a GenBank genome assembly.